Messenger RNA from Sclerotinia borealis F-4128, 2028 nucleotides. NCBI's taxonomy places the organism in Eukaryota, Fungi, Ascomycota, Leotiomycetes, Helotiales, Sclerotiniaceae. The record is from the annotation of a GenBank genome assembly.
AUGAUGCGCUUACAGGCCCGUCGGAUCGUGUUCGUCGCCAUUAUCCUCAGUACGAUAAUUGCAUAUAUUUUGUACACCAAAACCAAAUAUAUCACGUGGCCAAAAUAUCCUAAAGAAAACCCUCCAAAUGCCGGAACUAUCUUUGAACCUCCACAGGUUUCAUCUCCUGAUACAAAUUCCAACUCAAAAAUACCCGAUUCAAGUUUGUCAAUUCCAAUAUCAAAUGAUGAGGCCAAAACAUCAUCAACCGAGGAGACUCUUCUGAAGGAAAACGGAUACAAGAAACCUGAUGAAAAGAAACCAGAUACCGAUUGGGACGCAAAACUCCUUUCCGAUGCGACCGCAACACCCGAACCGAUUGUACCAGCACUUACAUGUCCAUCUUACGAGGAAAUUCAACGGAAGAAACAAGAACCAUUAUCUGAGGGACAUAGGAAAUUUCCUUAUUCCCGUCCUACGUCAGAAUGUCGAACGUUCAAUCUACCUUCAUUGGAGAAGCUCAUUGAGGAAAUGAAAACAAUCAUCAAGGACCCUGAUCUCUUCCGACUUUUUGAGAAUAGUUAUCCAAAUACCUUGGAUACCACAAUCAAAUGGCGGGGAUACGCAAACAAGAUUGAUCCAAUUACACAAAACGAGACAAUCACAGAUGAAGAACUCACAUUCGUUAUCACUGGUGAUAUCGAUGCAAUGUGGUUACGUGAUUCAGCAUCUCAAAUAUAUUCAUAUCUUCCAUUACUCGAAGCAUCCGAUAAUCGAGAUUCUCUUGCGAGUCUCUGGCGUGGACUCAUAAAUUUGCACGCACGAUAUAUUAUCAUUUCACCCUACUGUCACAGUUUCCAACCACCACCCGAGUCUGGUCUCCAAAUCCAACACAACGGAGCAUUUCUUCAAAAUAAGCCCAUUCCACCUUAUGAUCCCAAGAAAGUCUUCGACUGUAAAUGGGAACUGGAUUCCUUAGCUUCCUUCCUUCAGGUUUCAUCAGCUUAUUAUCAACGCACCAACGAUCUAUCCUUCUUCCAAAAAUAUUCUUGGAUCGAUGCUGUAUCCGCAGCUGUAGAUGCUGCGGGUGCAAUGAGACUCGGUACCUAUUCUCCUGAAGGCAAAGUUCAAAAGUCCGCAUGGUCAUUCACAGGCUGGACAAAUCGCGGCAGCGAAACAUUAACCAACGACGGUUUGGGUAAUCCCACUAAACAAAACGGAAUGGUCAGAAGUGCAUUUCGUCCUUCGGACGAUGCAUGCAUAUAUCAAUUACUUGUUCCCGCAAACAUGAUGUGGGCCAAAUAUCUCGAAGAAGCAUCCCUCAUCAUGGACAAGUUAGACGGUGAAAAAGCCGCCAAUCUCACCAAAUACAUGCGAGAGCAGGCCUUCGGAAUAAGAAAAGCUAUAGAUCACGACGCCAUAACCCAUCAUCGACAAUUUGGCGACAUGUACGCCUAUGAAAUCGACGGAUACGGUGGGCAAAAUCUCAUGGAUGAUGCUAAUGUCCCAUCACUAUUAGCCAUUCCCCUCUGGGACUACGCCAACUCUUCAUUCCCGCUCCCGGAAUUAUUCGAAGGAGACGGCCAACAAGGCGGUAAAAAAACAAAGGUAAAUCACACACAAAUAUACAACAACACACGAACCUUCAUCCUCAGCCCCGAAAACCCCUAUUUCAUGCAAGGCCCCUCCAUCUCCGCAAUCGGCGGUCCCCAUCUCGGACCCGGCAAAAGUUGGCCCAUGGCCGCCAUCAUCCGCGCAAUCACAGCACUAGAAAUUGCAUCGCGAGCGGGAAAGAAUAUCUCGGAUAGAAAAGUGGAAGAAGAGGUAGCAGGGCAGAUAAUGAUGAUAUUGGAUAGUACGGGGGGCACGGGCGUCAUUCAUGAGAGUGUUAAUGCGUGGAAUGGGAAUGAUUGGACGAGAGCUUGGUUUGGGUGGGCGAAUGGACUUUUUGGGGAGUUGGUGGUGAGGAUUGGGAGGGAGGAGGGGAGGGUGAGGAGGGGGGGAGCGGGGUUGUUGGGGAGGAGUUGGCAGGUGAAGGGGGGUGGGUGA